UUGUCUUCGUCCUCCCAGCAGACGGGGGCUUCGGUCUUGACGUAGAGAUCAGGUGACUGUAAAUUCUCUGACGGGACUGUUAUAAGGGAGGUUUGACAAGUUGGGCUCAGUUUCCCUCUUGGUCUCAAACUUGGAUUUCAACUUCGCUAGGGAGUGAUCUCUACAAGUGACGGAGAAAGUCCCUCCGGGCCCUCUUCUUUCUAUCUGUAACUUUCCAGCUAACGCUCCCUGAGGAUGGGUGACUGGAGUGCUCUUGGUCGUCUGCUGGACAAGGUCCAGGCCUACUCUACUGCGGGGGGGAAGGUUUGGCUGUCUGUCCUCUUCAUCUUCAGGAUCCUUGUCCUGGGUACUGCAGUGGAAUCAGCCUGGGGAGACGAGCAGUCUGCCUUCAAAUGUAACACCCAGCAGCCUGGUUGUGAGAAUGUCUGUUACGACAAAUCCUUUCCCAUUUCCCAUGUUCGCUUCUGGGUUCUCCAGAUCAUUUUUGUGUCAACGCCCACGCUCCUCUACCUGGCUCAUGUCUUCUAUCUGAACAGGAAGGAACAGAAAUUCAAAAGGAAGGAGGAUGAGCUUAAAGCCGUGCAAAAUGAUGGAGGUGAUGUUGACAUUCCACUGAAGAAAAUUGAGAUGAAAAAGCUUAAGUAUGGCAUUGAGGAGCAUGGCAAAGUGAAGAUGAAGGGGGCCCUGCUCAGAACCUAUAUAGUCAGUAUUUUCUUCAAGUCUAUGUUUGAGGUGGGCUUCCUGGUUAUCCAGUGGUACAUGUAUGGCUUCAGCCUAGCUGCAGUCUACACUUGUGAGAGGGCCCCAUGCCCACACAGGGUGGACUGUUUCCUGUCUCGUCCCACAGAGAAGACCGUCUUCAUCAUCUUCAUGCUGGUGGUCUCACUGGUGUCCCUGCUGCUCAACGUCAUUGAGCUUUUCUAUGUGUUUUUUAAGAGGAUCAAAGAUCGUGUGAAGGGCAAACAGCAGCCCACGCUCUACCCCAGUGGAGGCACUUUGAGCCAUACCCCGAAAGAACUGUCCACCACCAAGUAUGCCUACUAUAAUGGCUGUUCAUCCCCAACUGCCCCACUUUCACCCAUGUCCCCCCCAGGCUAUAAGCUAGCCACAGGGGAGCGAGGAACUGGCUCAUGCCGUAAUUAUAAUAAGCAGGCAAAUGAGCAGAACUGGGCCAACUAUUCCACAGAGCAGAACCGUCUUGGCCAGAAUGGUGGAGGAAGCACUAUUUCAAACUCCCACGCACAAGCCUUUGACUUCCCCGAUGAUACCCAUGACCAUAAGAAACUGUCCUCAACAGCAGGACACGAGCUGCAGCCGCUGGCACUGAUGGACGCCAGGCCUUGUAGCCGGGCCAGCAGCCGGAUGAGCAGCCGAGCCAGGCCAGACGACCUGGAUGUGUAAGCCCUGGUUCCACCUCCUCCCACCUCUGCCUGGCUGACGACAUGUGGCAGCAGCCAGAGAAUCAGGAAACACUCAAUCACAUAGGUUCAUGCAGGAGGUGGGGCUAACCUCAAUCACUGUCUUCAACAUAGACUCUUAGUUCAUCAGAGAGACAUUAAAACUUGUUAUAUAACACUGUCAAAGGUACAAGUUGCAAAUAAUUUUGAUGACUUUUACCAUAACUUUUUAGUGGAGCUAACACAGCUUUAAGAAAAUAGAACAGCAGGAAUGGCAUCUAACAGAGGUAUUCCUUAGAAGCAGUUACUCCUCAGUUCAAGAACAGAGGAGCACACUGGUCAAAGUGACUUGUUUGCUUUUAACUUGCCAAGCUUACAUUGAAGAAAAAUUCUGUUUUCGUAGUUUCUGCUAAGCUUCCUAUUGGUGACGGAAUUUUACUUAACAAUGAAGGUAUAGUGACAGCUUUACAACAGGGUGACUUGUUAGCUGUGUCUUUUUAACAUUUGACCAGGAACACCAGAUACAAAUUUGCCUUCUAAGCUAACUGUGGUUCAUUUUUUUUUAUAGAAAUAAAUAAAAGCAGGGUCCAGUAGCGUAAGAAACAAAUCCCCAUCACCACAUGUCCCACAUCCCCAAUGUUGCUAAAUGAUCUAAACCACUUGAUUUGGAAUUUAGAGAGUGAGGUGAGGGUGAACACAUUUAGAUUGUCCAUUCUGAUUGCAGACAAUAAUUAUAACCAUUGGCAGUUUGGUACAACAAACUCAAACUGCUCGUACUUGCAAUUUUUCAGUUCUGACCCAUAUGGCACUUACAAAAUAAACUCGUAUUAGAGUUGUGCGUAAGGUAUCUAAAACUGCGUUGUUAUGGUUAGUGAAAGAUCUUCUUUAGGGUUAAAAAAAAACGACACUGAGUUUUGGUAGGACAUAAGAUAUAAACACUCCUGUGCCAAAGCCACUUGCUUUGUACACCUAACUAUUCACCCUCACCUCUUCCCUAAGAGCUAUUACUGAAGAAUGAUGUCACACUACUUCCACCUUUGUUCCUGACAGUCAUUUCAAGUACGACUGCAACAGGUCUCUUACCAAGAACGCAUAAACAUAGAUGUUUAUGUAUUAGAUGUUUGCACAAAUGACUAAUGCUGUUGUUUUUCAGGUGAGGACAGUCCCUCGCAUUGAUAUUCACUUUUAUUUUCACAGUCAAAUAAGUGGUUUCUGUGAUUUAUUUACCCAUGUGAUCACUUGUAUGGUGACCCUGUGCACACUGUUAUAAAGCUGUGUAGCUCAGCAUAAGACACUAUAAUAACCAACAGGAAGGAUGGCCAAAAGUAUGAAAUAGGAAAAUGAAAGACAGGUUUUUCUUCACUGAUAUACACACAGAUACACAUACAGAGACACACACAUACACGUGCGCGCGCACACACACACACACACACACACAGUGUCUCUACAUUCCAUUUUUACCGACGCUGCACUGCAGUGCUUUUCAGACAUGUCUGAAUUGAAAGACAGUUUGAUGGAUUCAGCCACACAUUGAGUUGCUUGCUUAACAAAGUUGGAUUUAUGUUUGAAUCAGCACGAUUUAUAAUUUUUCAUUUUUCUUCUGCUUUCACUCAUAUCAUAAAUAUCUUAUCCCAGUUUUCAAUUACAAUCAUAUUAUAGUCACUCAGAGAGAGAGGCUAAAAUGUCCAGUGCCAUCGCAUAGACAAAGAGCAACUACAUGUAAAGUGUUAACCACCUGGCUCAUCCUCUGCAUGUGGCUUAUAGUAAAACAUGGUAUUGGGGAGAAUGCUUAACAGUUGUAGUGAAUAUUUAUUGCUUGGCAUCUAUAGGACACCUACCACUUAGGGGAAAAAUUGACUACUAUCCAGUGUCUCUAAAUCACAGAAAACAUCUUAUAGCAACUCCCCACAAACUGUAUAUUUAUUGACAGUUUAAAAAAUUUGCUUUUUUUCUUUAGUAACUUUGUCAUUCAGUCUGAACUGUUGUUUCCUGAUAAACUUUGAAUUUAUGUGUUGUCAAUCUGUGUUUUCAUUUUGUGGUUUUAUUUUUUUUUUCAGGUGUGUGUGAGAGUAGCAGGGCUGAGGUUUCAGGCUGCUAUGACACAGCAAACAUAAAGAAAGGCUUUAUUACUGUCAUCAUUUAACAAGUGCAUUCUCUUUUUUCAUCAUUUGUCAGAAGUAGAGAAAGACAGUAGAAUGAUUAUCUGUGUUUUACAUAUUUGAGUGAAUGAUUCUUUUGUUUUGUAGGUAAUAUUUUGUCUUUCAGACUCGAUGUACCCAUUGCUGCUUGAGAAAUAGAUAUUUAGUACUGUAAAUCAAGCUAACUGUGUCACAAUAAAAAUGUGAGUUUUUAGAAGACUUCUUAUAGAUCUGGACUAAUAUUUAGUCAAUUAUAUUAAAAUGUAUGCCAAUGUAGCUCCACAACUACCAAACACUAGGAUAAAUCUCAAUUUGGGCUUUUUUUUCCCUUUUUAUCUGAAUUUUUAAGUGUGCAUCAUUCUGUCGGUACUUACAUGUGUCAUUGACCUUUCAGCUACAAUGGUGUUUGCACUGAGAUCUUGGUGAUAGAGGUGUAAUAUGAUGCACACAGAAAGUGGUAAGAGUUUUCUGAUAUAGAUGUUACUAAUUUAUUUUAUAACACAGAAAUCACUACAGUGCAUAAUAUCAGACAUCUGAUCGCUGGUUUCAUUGAUGAGUUCUGUGAGAGAUGUCUUCUUCCGUUGACAGAACAGGAACAAUAGUCAUUUGUUGCAGUUAUUCAGACAACGCUAAUCCAUGGGGAUCCACUGUUGUACAGUGUAAGUGCAUGAUAGCAAACCAACAACUCAUUCAUUGUAUCUGUGAAAAGCUAUUUUAACCAAUAAAUAUUUUUCUUUCUUAA
Molecule: messenger RNA, 4277 nt
Organism: Thunnus maccoyii (southern bluefin tuna)
Lineage: Eukaryota; Metazoa; Chordata; Actinopteri; Scombriformes; Scombridae
Gene: gja1b
Product: gap junction protein alpha 1b
Exons: 2
Coding region: 235-1401 (388 amino acids)
Biological process (GO): cell-cell signaling; heart development
Cellular component (GO): connexin complex
Molecular function (GO): transmembrane transporter activity
Source: RefSeq, a predicted model, not a curated record